AGAGCACAGUUUUGCUCAAAAUCUUGCAAUGCACACAACAUUAAGAGGGACAUAGGCUAUCAGAGUUCAAAAAGGAGAAAUUCUUGGUGCGCAUGUAACUGUUGCAUCUUUGACAGAAACAGCAAGUCUUUGUGAUGUAUCAAGAGCUACGGUAUCCAGGAAUGCUUGCUUGGCAACAGGGAGGAAGUAGGGCGCGCUGACGCGAAAACACAGGGGCAGUCGCUGGAGGUGGAUAACAGCGCGAGCACACGCAAGGAGAGCAGUCGGAAGAGAAGAGAAGCGGUAGCAGCAGCACCAGUACAACAUGGAGGGAAGAGGAGACGUGAGCGGGGACGACAUCUCAUCGAAAAUAUCGAAAUCUGCGAGAAAAAUGUGGCCUUCGCAUCUAGACCUUCAUGCUAAACGUUUGAAACGAGCGAGGGUUCCACCAUGAUGGGUCACAUCACAGAAACCUGCGUUGAGUAGAAGAUUAAAACUGAAGCCACGUCGCCAAGACUGAAGCGGUAUCCAGUAUUGGCUUGAGGCUGUCAAAAGCGCUUUGGCUGACCAUGCAGUUAUGGGAGGACCAGGGCAAACCUGAAGACUGCUCUACCCCAUAGAUCCGGAGAUUCAUGAGGACACACCUGCUUUGUCAAGAAGGCUGCUUUUUUGUCUGAUGGUUGGAUUGUCUUUUUUUUUUUUUUUUUUUGUGCUUUUGCUUGUAAUUGUUGAUGUGGGCAAAUCAGUGAUAUUAUCAACCGUGCGAUUGUCAAGUGAAUGGAACAUUUGAACUGUUUUUGCUGUGUUCUUCAGCAUUACAUUGACAUUUGUAUUUCAUUUGUGGAUUGUUUUUUGUUGAUUUUCACUCAAGAAAAGCAAAAUUUAUUUGUCAAUUGAAAUUGCUUUUGUGGGUUUGAUAAAUAAAUAUUUUGUAUGAUGAAAAAGAAGAAAAACGACUUCCUCUCUUUUGAUGAAUAGGAAUUUUCCCUUUGGUUUGGGAGUUCAGCUAGCUUUGUUUUGUCAAUACAAUUAAGCUGUAUCUGCAAGACUGUUCGAUCUGAUAAUGUGCUGUUGUGAAUUGAAGUUUCCAAGAUGGCUGCGAAGGAUUUCUAAACUAAUAUGUUAAUAUAUACAAAUCGCGUAAAAUUACGUAUUUAAAACAAGUUCGACAGGCGGACAAAGAUGCGUCCGUUUAUGCACUCUGCCGCCCUGUGGACAAAGGAGGGAAUUACAAUUAGAGAAUGAGUUUCAGACAGACCGACGGACGGACAUAGCCUACCCUCUUAUAGAGAUGCUAGGACGUAUCUAAAAAUACAAAUGUUAUUGUAGCUGGUAAAGCUAUAUUAGCCAUUUUUGCAAAUGGGUUUGAAUUGCGUUUGCGUUAUAUCAAUUCAUUGAAGACCAACUUUACCAUUUUCUGCAUAGACCGUUAUGCAACAAAUGUUUUCUUAAAUUAUAUUCAAUAAAUUUAGUUGGAUACGACAAUAGUCAUGUGGUCACAUCUUUCAAAUUUGAAAUUCAGAGCAGAAAACCAGCACAUAUGCAUAAAAAGCCUGGUUACUUAUUUAUUGCUUACAGUUGCAAUACUAAAUCUUGUAAUGAGACCUAGGCCUGAAGUAAUUUGUACAUUAUGAAAUGGUGUCCAGAGCACCCCAACAGCAUAAAAUGGCUCCUGUUGUCUCAUUUCCUGUCUGCACAGGAAGUGAAGGCUCAAAAUAUAAAACAUUUCUCUGUAGUUUUUCAAUAAGACCCAGUCAUCUGAGCCAAAAAAAACAGUUAUUGCUGAAGUGCCAUUUAGCCAUGAGAGGGUUUACAUUAUUGGCAAUGAGAAAUUAAUGUCUGAAUCACUGUUUUAGUCCAAAUAAAAAGGGGAGGGUCUUCAGUACAUCACCUGAGUGCUGGGUAAAUGGGAAGAACGUCAAUCAAAAGCUAAGCUUUCAGAGCUGGGAAGGAGCUCUAGAUGGCGGAUGAGCCUUGGGAAGUGGAACACGUCGAGUGUCCGUGGGCUUUUUGCUGGCUCUCUUUUGAAACUUUACUAGGCUCUAGGCGUCUCAGAUUUGACGUUAAAUAUAAUAUACAAAGAUAAUUUGUAUCAUAGUGUUCAUAUUUUAUCGUAAAUUCCGUGGAUGUCGUCGAAAGGACCAGCGCUGCAGUGUGAGAGUGCGAGUCGUUGUUUUCCCUGCCUUGCUCUGGCAGCCAUGGCGCUCCUCCAUUUUUAGUGCGCUUCGGUAGUUGCCUCAGACACUCAACCAAGCUCUAUUGGAUCUUUCUUCGGACAGUAUUAUUUAUAUAUCGUAUAAGAAGAAGGAUUCAAUAUUUUAAAUCGACAGUUUUUGCGUUUUGGAUACGAAAGGAAUAAACGUCGUUUUUUGUUUGCACCAAUGUUACUUUACUACAACGUGACGCGUAUCGAUGUCUUUGAAUGGAAAUAGUAAAUACCUGGACAUAACACCAUCAUAACACUUUCCUAACCCUCAACGAUGAUGAAGAAUAAGCCUAAAAAGCAAGAGGAGGAAGGUUCAGCCCAAAGCAAUGCAUCCAGCAACUCUGCCUCUGAGGAGUCCAACCACUCUGCUUCAGAGUCGGGUAGCCAGUCGGAGAGUGAGCAGGGUAGCGAGCAUGGCAGCGAGAGACGAAGUGAGCGGGGAAGUGAGCGUCCUCGAUCGCACCACUCCGAGUCCAACAGCUCAGAGUCCAACGACUCCGACAGCCACUCGGCGUCGGGCAGCGACGGGUCAGCCGGCUCCAAAGACAAGCAAAAGUCAGACGAGGUCCAGAACAAACCUGCCGUACGAAAGAAGGACAAGCUGGCUGAUGUCAAGAAGAUGUGGGAGGAGCAUCCUGAUGUGUAUGGGGUGCGGCGCUCUAACCGCAGCAGGCAGGAGCCCUCACGUCUGAACAUUGGCGCCGAGGGCAGCAGUGAUUCGGAGAGUGAAGGAGUCAAAAGAAAAGGCCAUCAGAAAAAGAAAAAAAAUGCCAAGAAAAUUGAGUCUGAUGAUGAAGAUUUUGAGGAUGAGGAGGAGGAUGAGGAGGAGGCCAGCAGUUCAGAGAGUGAUGAGGAAGAGAAUAAAGUUAGAUCCAGACGACUUCCUGCGCGCAGGCCUCAGACCAAAAGCAGCUCGGCCAAGAAACAGGCUCCAAAGGGACGCAAGCAAAGGAAACCGGAGACCUCUGAUGAAGACGACGAUGAUGAUGACGACGACGACGACGAUGAUGAUGACGAUGAUGAUGACGAUGAUGAGGACACCCCAAAGAGACAAACCCGCCGAAGGGCAGUUACGAAAGUCAGUUAUAAGGAAGACCAAAACGACUUUGAGACGGACUCAGAUGACCUGAUCGAGAUGGCGGGGGAGGAGGCAGUGGAGCAGCAAGAUGAUGACAGCGAGACCAUCGAGAGGAUCAUGGACACCAGGACGGGCAAGAAAGGAGCCACCGGCUCCUCCACAACAAUGUAUGCCGUGGAGGAGAACGGGGACCCAGGGGCCGACUUUGACCCCGAGAAGGACGAAGGGGAGACGCAGUACCUGAUCAAGUGGAAGGGCUGGUCCUACAUACACAACACCUGGGAGAGCAUGGACACCCUGGUGGCUCAGAAGAUCAAAGGACUCAAGAAGCUCGACAACUUCAAGAAGAAGAACGACGAGCUUCAGUACUGGUUAAAUAAAGCUUCUCCAGAGGACCUGGAGUACUAUAACUGUCAGCAGGAGCUCACCACAGAGCUGCACAAGCAGUACCAGUUUGUGGAGAGAGUGAUUGCUACGAAAACGGGGAAGACACAGGGACCUUCAGACUUUCCCUCGCACAAGACCACGUCCAACGAGCCGGAGUACCUGUGUAAGUGGAUGGGGCUGCCCUACGCGGAGUGCAGCUGGGAGGACGGAGCCCUGGUGGGCAAGAAGUUCCAGCACUGCAUAGACAGCUUCAUCAGCAGGAACAGCAGCAAGACCAUCCCCUCCAAAGACUGCAAGGUGUUGAAGCAGAGGCCACGUUUCACGGCUCUGAAGAAGCAGCCAUCUUUCAUCGGCAGCGAGACCCUGCAGCUGAGGGACUACCAGCUGGACGGUGUCAACUGGCUGGCACACUCCUGGUGCAGAUGCAACAGUGUCAUCCUUGCCGAUGAGAUGGGUUUGGGCAAGACCAUCCAGACCAUCUCGUUCCUGUCCUACCUGUUCCACCAGCACCAGUUGUACGGGCCGUUCCUGGUGGUUGUGCCCCUCUCCACACUCACCUCCUGGCAGAGGGAGUUCGACACCUGGGCACCCGACAUGAACGUGGUGGUCUACCUGGGGGACGUCAUGAGCAGGAAAACGAUCCGAGACUAUGAAUGGAUUCACCAGCAGAGCAAAAGAAUCAAGUUCAAUGCACUUUUGACCACAUACGAGAUACUACUGAAAGACAAGGCCAUUCUGGGUAACAUCAACUGGGCGUUCCUGGGUGUGGACGAGGCGCACCGGCUGAAGAACGACGACUCUCUGCUCUACAAGACGCUGAUCGACUUCCGCUCCAACCACCGGCUGCUCAUCACGGGCACGCCGCUGCAGAACUCCCUGAAGGAGCUCUGGUCCCUGCUGCACUUCCUCAUGCCUGACAAGUUCGAGUCGUGGGAGGAUUUUGAGGAUGAACACGGCAAGGGGAGAGAGAACGGCUACCAGACCCUCCACAAGGUCCUGGAGCCCUUCCUGCUGCGCAGGGUGAAGAAGGACGUGGAGAAGUCUCUCCCAGCCAAGGUGGAGCAGAUCCUCAGGGUCGACAUGUCAGCACAGCAGAAACAGUUCUACAAGUGGAUCCUGACGAGGAACUACAGGGCGCUGACCAAAGGCAACAAGGGAAGCUCCUCAGGGUUCCUCAACAUCGUCAUGGAGCUCAAGAAGUGCUGUAACCAUGGUUACCUCAUCAAGCCACCAGAGGACGAAGAGGACUCACACGAGCGCCUCAAGGCCCUGGUCCGUGGCAGUGGUAAGCUGGUGCUGCUGGAUAAGCUUUUGACGCGUCUGCAUGAGCGGGGCAACCGCGUCCUGAUCUUCUCCCAGAUGGUGCGCAUGCUCGACAUCCUGGCGGACUACCUGGCCUUCAAACGCUACCCAUUCCAGCGUCUGGACGGUGGCAUAAAGGGGGAGAUUCGUAAGCAAGCACUGGACCACUUUAACGCUGAGGGAUCGGAGGACUUCUGUUUCCUGUUGUCGACGCGUGCAGGCGGUCUGGGUAUCAACCUGGCCUCGGCAGACACCGUGGUCAUCUUCGACUCGGACUGGAACCCCCAGAAUGACCUGCAGGCUCAGGCCAGGGCACACAGGAUCGGCCAGAAGAAACAGGUGAAUAUCUACCGGUUGGUGACCAAGGGAACAGUGGAGGAGGACAUUAUUGAGCGGGCCAAGAAGAAGAUGGUUCUGGACCAUCUGGUCAUCCAGAGAAUGGACACCACCGGACGAACUGUGCUGGACAACAGCACUGGAAACACAAACUCGAACCCAUUCAACAAAGAUGAGCUGACGGCCAUCUUGAAGUUUGGUGCAGAGGAGCUGUUUAAGGAGGCGGAGGGAGAGGAGUCGGAGCCACAGGAAAUGGACAUCGAUGAGAUCCUGCGUCUGGCUGAGACGCGAGAGAGUGACCAGGGGUCCAGCGCCACGGACGAGCUGCUCUCUCAAUUCAAGGUGGCCAACUUCACGAUGGACGAGAAUGUUCCGGAUCUGGACGAGCGCUUGGUGCGCGACUGGGACGACAUCAUCCCUGAGGACCAGAGGAAGAAGGUGGAGGAGCAGGAGAAGCAGAAGGAGAUGGAGGACAUCUACAUGCUCCCUCGCUCCCGCAGCUCCAACAAGAGGGCACGUGCCAACGACAGUGACAGCGAUGUGGGGGAUAAACUGAAGGGCUCGGGCUCGGACAGCGACUCGGACGACAGCGACGACGACAAGAGGCCCAAGAGGAGGGGGAGGCCGCGGGCACGCAAGAACAACGUGGAGGGCUUCACCGACGCAGAGAUACGCAGGUUCAUCAAAGCCUACAAGAAGUUUGGAGCACCUUUGGAGAGGCUAGAGGCGAUCGCUCGGGACUCUGAGCUGGUGGACAAGUCCGUAGCGGACCUGCAGCGUCUGGGCGAACUGGUCCACAACAGCUGUGUAGCCGCCGUGCAGGAACACGAAGAGCACCUCAAAGAAAACCCUGCUGAAGCUAAGGGCCCAGGUAAGAGGCGUGGCAUCAACAUCAAGAUCUCGGGUGUGCAAGUCAACGCCAAAUCCAUCAUACAGCACGAGGAGGAGUUCGAACCCCUACACAAGAUCAUACCAGCCAACCCUGCCGAGAGGAGCAAGUUCCAACUGACGUGCCGAGUGAAGAUCCCUCACUACGACCUCGACUGGGACAUCCAGGACGAUCAGCAGCUGUUGCUAGGCAUCUACGAGCACGGCUACGGGAACUGGGACCUGCUCAAGACCGACCCUGACCUCAAGCUCGCCGAUAAGAUCCUGCCUGACGACCCGAACAAGAAGCCCCAGGCCAAGCAGCUGCAGCUGAGGGCAGACUACCUGCUGAAGAUGCUCAAGAAGGAGCAGGACAGCAAGGACAUGGCCAAGGCUGGAGACGAGGUGGUAGUGAAGAAGCAGCGAAAGCCUCGGGUGAAGAAGGAGCCUAAGAUCCCCAAAGACGAGCUGUCCAACGACGUCUCCUCCCCACGCGUCUCCGAGAACCCCUCAGAGGAGGGGGAGGUCAAGGACGACGCGGCUGAUAAAUCGCCUGCCAAAAAGAGACAGAAGAAGAAGGACAACAAAGAGAACAAAGAGAAGCAGGGCACUCCUAAAAAAGCGAAAACUAAGGAGGACAAGGAGAAGGACAAGAAACGCUCCAAGCCCAAAAAGGAGAAGGCGAAGCCAGCAGCCAAGGGGAAGAAGACCCAGGGUCCAGUGCACAUCACAGCGGGUAAAGAACCCGUACCCAUUGGAGAAGAGGACGAUGAGCUGGAACCAGAAACCUUCAGCGUGUGUAAGGAGAAAAUGCGUCCGGUGAAGAAAGCUCUGAAGCAGCUGGAUAAGCCAGACGAGGACAUGAGUGUUCAGGAUCAGCUGCAGCACACGCGCACCUGCCUGCUGAAGAUCGGAGACCGCAUCACAGAGUGCCUGGAAACAUACAGCGACCCCGAACACGUCAAGACCUGGCGCAGGAACCUGUGGAUUUUUGUGUCCAAGUUCACAGAGUUUGGUGCUCGGAAGCUGCACAAGUUGUACAAGAUGGCGCAGAAGAAACGUUCCCAGGAGGAGGAGAAGGGGCAUCGUAAAAAGGAUGACUCUGAUAAGAAGAAGCCGUUCAGGCCGGAUGCCUCCAGCUCCAGCAGGGACUCCCCGGGCAAGCAGGCAUCCCAGAAGGGGCACCAGGGACCGGGCCACCACUCCCAGCGAUCUGGGCAUGGCGACCACCGUGACUCCUAUGGCCAGGGCAACAAGAGGCACUUCCCUGGAGACGACCGGGGAGACUGGAAGAGGGAGCGGGGAUAUGGUUACCAAGGCAACAGCAACCAGUCGUGGCAGGGGGAUCGCCACCACGGUGGUUACGAUCGCUACAAGGAGCAUCACUACGGUGACCGGCGUCCCCAUGGCGACUCAUACCGCAGCGGGGGCUACCGCAGCAGUGGCUCCCCCCGGAAGAGGUCUUACGAAGGAUACGGCAACGACCGAGACCACCGUGGACGAGACGGCCGAGACAACAGGGACAAUCGGGACAACUAUUAUGACAGACACGCGGACCCCAAGAGGAGACGCGGAGAUGACUUCCGCUCCUCUGGAGGAGGCUCUUAUGGAGGCGGUAGUGGAGGAGGAGGAGGAGGAGGAGGGGGAGGCGGCGGCAGCGGAGGAGGUGGAGGUGGAGGUGGCCACGGCUCGGACUUCAGGUGGUCGGAGCACCGCGGACCCCCAGGAAACCACGGCCCUAACCAGGGCCCCGAGGGCCACCACCGGCCCUCCCACGGGGACAAGCCUCCUCCCCUGCUGGACCCCCGCUCCCCCCAGGCCCAGAAGUCACCGCAAGACUCCCGCUCGCCCACCGAACGUGCCCCACCUCCUGCUGCCGCCGAGCGCCCCCCUCCUCCCACCACCACCACCCCCACCACCCCCACCCCCACUCCCACCCCCACCACAGCAGCAGAAGAGCCCAAACCCCCUGGUGACUCCACCUGGAACAGCAGGUAGAAGGAACGGGCUGAGGAGCGCCGGAUGGAAUCCCUCAGGCCCUGAGGGCAGCCAGGUGUGCUGGCCUGGACAGGUGAACUCGGGAGGGGAGUGGCUGGACAGGUGAGGGAUCUCAGGAGGAUGUUGAAUGGAUGAGGAAGCAGGGUAGUGGUGGUGGUGGUGGGUCGAUGAGUCCUGACCUGUGGUUCCUCACACUGCUUCCACAACAUCUCCAGCUUUGAACCAGUGCAGUCAGUGACUGCUUCUCUCCUCUAUUCAAAAGUAACAUACGCCGGAGGGUGGGAGGUGACCAUAAUGACAAGGCAUAGCCCCACCCCUGGUACAGAUAAACCCCCACCCACGUCUCCCUCUUUGGGGUGGAGGGAGAGUCAGAACACCUGACCUCCUCCCCAUGCCAGGAACUCCCCUUGAACCUGAGGACAGAGAUGACAAGACUCAUACUCGUACUGUUUGGUGUUGUGUUUCUAUGGAUUCAGUGAGCUGAAGACCGAGAGAUGUUUAAGUCCUAUGGACUGUUUCAAGGAACAAUCCUAACGCCUUUUUUUGACAAUUACAGUUUGAAUGACUCGUGUUUUUGAAGUGCCUGAUGCAGUUGGCCCUUUUUGUGAACGUAACCAGAGAAAAAGGGAUCAACAAGAACCCCUUCCCACACCCCCACCCCAUCCCCAAAGAGUAAAUCGUUUAUUUUUUGAUGAUUUGUCACUUUUUGGUUGUUUGGUAGUUCCUGUCAUUGUAUUUUUCUCCUUCUAAAAUAAGGACGUGUUAUUCUUAAAGCAAGAGUAGACUGUAUCACACAACCAACCAGACUGUGACAACAGCACCUUCAUGCCAUGUAAGCUUUAUGUUGACUAGCUCUGGUGAAACAGAUAAUGAAUGAUCAUCCCCGAUGACUCUCCUCUUCAGCUGCCACGUUCAGUGAAACCACACUGAAAUGACUUCCCAUUUUAGAUCCAGUAAUGUCACUUUAUAAUGCUUAUGAUGAUGAUGGUGAUGAUGAUGAAUAACCACUUCUGUAUUUUUUGACCUACAUCACUGAAUUGACCAGUGUGCUAAAUAGUAAUAAUCGUUAUAAUAAUAAUUAAUAAUGUACCAGUGAAAUGGUUACAGCCUUGAAUGCCCCCCAUCACUGAAUUGAUCUGUUAGAAAUGUACCAUUGUAAACGGCACCAGUCUACAAGCACACCACUUUUCAUACUUUUACCCAUCUCCAUGCUAGUAAUGGGCUUUAUGUACCAGUAUUCUUAUGGUCAGUCUGCCCCUGUACCGGGGGACUGAGAGAACACUAUGACGAAUAUGUAUGUAUGUAUGUAUGUAUGUAUGUAUGUAUGUAUGUUGAUCAUUGCCGUGUUUGGUGAGGAUGUACAUAUUGAGCCAUUUCAAAGCCACUCUAUAAAGGGUGUCUGAGUGGGCUCAUCAAGAAUAUGCCAUCUUUUUUCUGUCUGCGUCUGAUAUUGCACUACAAGUUCAGUACUCUACAAUGCCCCCAGUUUUGUUAUUUUGCUUAUUUUUUUAUUUUCUCCUCUCAAGUAUUGAGUGAAAUGGUGUCUCGCACUGAGCCCAUCUAACGGGUGUGUGCUUCAGUGUCUAUCUUGGAGAUCCAGGAAGGCAAACAGUAACAUAGCAAAAGGAAGUUAUCCAAGGAUGUGUUGAGACAGGUAUGCUGCCAAGAGCUUGGCAGGCUGGGCUGGACUUUCCAAUGCCGAGGGCUGUGUUCUUUUUGGCUCUCAGCUGGUCCCGACGUGGCCCAGAUCCGCUUUGCACCCCGUCUGUUUAAGUUGGCCGACAAGAUCGGCAGCCAAACUGACCAGGCCCAACCUACUUGAAGCUAAGAAUCAGGCGGGAAUAAAUGUAGUCUGUUUGUUUUUGUUUGUUUCGUCUUAGUUUUCCACCAUUCUCUCCAUGUGUGCCUUAAUCCGUACGUACAUUUCUCAUGAUUGAAUGGAUAUGGUGUUUGGGUGUUGAAUGGUUUGAACAUGGCCUAUUGUCAGUAUUAGGUGUUUGUUGCCUUGUUGUUUGCUACCACAGACACGAGAGGACCAGCGUCUGCUUGAAGAAGGGUGGGAACAAACCUGUGGGUUGCCUGGGCAACUGCAGUCUCGGGUGGGGUGGGGGUGGUCUGCAACAGUGUAGGUGUGCCUGUACGCUCUGGGUGUCUUGUUGUCAUACUCAUGUUGCAAGAGACCGUAGGGAGUCUUCCAUCAACCCAAGCCCAGCCCCACCCCCUCGAGCAGACCCGCCUCGCCCACCUCACAGCCCCCAUGGCUGAGUUCCGCUCAACAAGACAUGCCAACCAGAAUAAUUUAUAGACAAUGGGAAAAUACAAAUGCCACUGUUCACAGACUAUACUGUAUAUAUGUGUAUAGACCUGUAUGUAUUAAACUUUCCUACGUCAUGAAAA
Messenger RNA from Engraulis encrasicolus (European anchovy), 10550 nucleotides. RefSeq names its product chromodomain helicase DNA binding protein 2 (gene chd2). Lineage: Eukaryota; Metazoa; Chordata; Actinopteri; Clupeiformes; Engraulidae. Gene Ontology annotation, cellular component: chromatin; nucleus. Gene Ontology annotation, molecular function: ATP-dependent chromatin remodeler activity; histone binding; chromatin binding. Gene Ontology annotation, biological process: regulation of transcription by RNA polymerase II; nucleosome organization. The coding region runs from base 2460 to 8153 and encodes 1897 amino acids. The transcript is spliced from 45 exons. The record is from RefSeq and is a predicted model, not a curated record.